Molecule: messenger RNA, 1444 nt
Organism: Stegodyphus dumicola
Lineage: Eukaryota; Metazoa; Arthropoda; Arachnida; Araneae; Eresidae
Product: pancreatic triacylglycerol lipase-like
Biological process (GO): lipid catabolic process
Molecular function (GO): lipase activity
Source: RefSeq, a predicted model, not a curated record
CGUUUCUGUUUGUGUUCAAAUAGAGAAAAACCUUUAAGGGUCUUUUUUUUCCUUUCUAUAUAUGUUUUAUAAGUUAUCUUCCCUUAGAAAUUAGCUGAAGAAACUUGAAAAAUGGCUCAUCUUUUACUGCAAGCUGUGUUCACUUGGAUUAUUUGUAUUAAUGUGAAAGCGAUUGAAAACCCAACAUCAGGCAUUAUUGUCCGAAGUGAACUACCAAACCGAAAUGCUGUUGAUAAGGGAGAGCUUGGUAUUUUCAGGACUGGAUCACCAUUUGAUUAUCCUCAAAUAGAAAGAUGGUAUAGUCUGCCACCGCACAGCAGAGGAAAGAUAAAUACAAAGUUCCGUUUUUUCAGCUCGACCAAUAAAUAUAUUCCACAGAGCAUUUCUAAUAUGAAUUUCUCCGCAUGGAAUGUAAAAGAAAGUGGCUUCUGCAAUCGUUUGGAGACAUAUAUUAUAAUACACGACUACUUGGGAGGAAACUCAGAAUGGCAACUGAGGCUAAAGAAUGCGCUGUUGAAUAAUAUGGACUGUAAUGUGUUCAUCGUCGGUUGGUUUGACGGCAGUGGGGAAGCAUACCCACAGUCGGUUGCAAAUAUACGUGUAGUAGGAGCUGAAGUUGGACUUUUUAUGCAACGCUUAGUCAAUGCCUCGAACUUGUAUCCAGAGUUUGUCCAUAUAAUCGGACAUGGUCUUGGUGCACAUGCAGCGGGAUAUGCUGGCAAAUGGUUUCGAGAAAGACAGAACAAGCUGAUUGGUCGAAUUACAGGCUUGGAUCCUGCAGGCCCUUAUUUCAAUGGAGUAAAGAAAGCUGUAAGGUUAGAUAAACGUGAUGCUGGAUUCGUUGAUGUUAUACAUACUAAUGCAGAUGGAAAACGCUUAGCAGGCUUCGGAUUAAAAGAACCAAUUGGUCAUGUAGACUUUUAUCCCAACGGAGGCCAAAAGCAGCCUUUUUGUUCAAAUGCUACAGUUGAGAUUAUACCAGAUUUUGUGAGUUAUAAGAGCAGCGUUAAUUUAAUACAAGAAGUUAAUGCUGACAGAUUGCAUUUUUCCGUGCUUGAGAAUAUGGGAGAUCUAAUAUGUAGCCAUUACAGAGCCUGUGAUUAUUUCAUUGCCACUAUAGAAGAUCCAGACUGCAAAUUAGAAUCUUUGUCCUGCUACAGCUGGGAAUCCUAUUUUCAAGGUUUCUGCGGAUCUUGCGAAAACAACGCGUGCAUAAGGAUGGGAUUUUAUGCAAACCUGGACGCGUAUGACCUAGAAAAUGAGAGCCCUUUAAAACUCUUUCUGGGCACGAAACCCUCUCCCCCUUAUUGUUAUCCGGAACUUUCGAACUCUCUCUCAGGAUAUCUGUCUGUUAACAAAAUUGCAGUUGAAGCAAUUUAUCGAUUUAAGUUGUGAAAAUUUUAUGUUCAAGUGAAUUAAGAUAUUUUAUGCAUGCAUUUUUAGA